UGGCUCACAGAAGGCGUCGAGAUGAGUGAGAGUGAGGCGUUGUGCUCGUUUCCGGAAUUGCAUUGGACAGAGUUAGUGUCCAGCGGGAUAGUCGUGCUUUAGACUGUCAUCUGGAAGUGGUGGCCGCGCGGUGACGAUGCCCGCAGGUUUGUUUUAAUCUAGAAAUGGUGAGCAGUCAGCCUGUCCCAUUUGAUGAUGGAGGAAAAAGGAGAAAGAAGAAGCGCAAGACUAGAGCAAUGGAGAGCUUUACUGGGAAGUUUGCAGAUCUGUACAGACUGACUGACGAGCUACUUGGAGAGGGAGCUUAUGCUAAAGUUCAAGGCUGUGUCAGUUUACAGAAUGGAAAAGAUUACGCUGUCAAGAUAGUUGAAAAGAAGGCUGGGCACAGUCGCAGUAGAGUAUUUCGAGAAGUGGAAACGCUGUACCAGUGCCAAGGCAACAAGAACAUUUUGGAGUUAAUAGAAUUCUGUGAAGAUGAUGCUCGCUUUUAUCUAGUCUUUGAAAAGCUACUAGGAGGAUCAAUACUUUCCCAUAUUCAAAAGAGGAAACACUUUAAUGAAAGAGAGGCCAGUAAAGUGGUUAAGGAUAUUGCAUCUGCCCUUGAUUUCCUUCAUACAAAAGGUAUUGCUCAUCGUGACUUAAAACCAGAAAACAUAUUGUGUGAAUUUAAAGAUAAGGUGUCGCCUGUGAAAAUCUGUGACUUUGAUCUUGGAAGCGGUGUAAAACUAAACAGUGCAUGUACCACUAUAACUACUCCUGAGUUAACAACACCGUGUGGAUCAGCAGAGUACAUGGCUCCAGAAGUGGUGGAAGUUUUCACUGAGGAAGCUACUUUUUAUGACAAGCGCUGUGAUUUGUGGAGUCUGGGAGUGAUUUUAUACAUAAUGCUGAGCGGGUAUCCUCCUUUUGUGGGCAACUGUGGGACAGACUGUGGCUGGGACCGAGGGGAAGUGUGCAGAGUGUGCCAGAACAAGCUGUUUGAAAGUAUCCAAGAGGGCAAGUAUGAAUUUCCAGAAAAGGACUGGUCCCAUAUCUCUAUCUCAGCAAAAGAUUUGAUCUCCAAGCUUCUUGUUCGUGAUGCUAAAGAGCGACUGAGCGCUUUUCAGGUUCUGCAGCAUCCAUGGUUGCAAGGGGAUGCUCCAGAGCGAGGACUGCCCACCCCACUGGUGCUUCAGAGAAACAGCAGCACAAAGGACCUGACUAUCUUUGCAGCAGAAGCAAUUGCCUUUAACCGCCAGCUCUCACAGCAUGACAAUGAUCUGAAUGAGGAGGAUGAAAGCUUCAUCCAUGCAGUCUGCUCCAUGAGGCUCUCUCCACCAUCAAAAUCUCGACUUGCAAAGCGUCGAGCCCAGGCCCAUGCACGUAAAGGUGGCUCCCAUCCUACUCAUAGUACUGUGACAGCAAGCCAAGGGACGCCCUAACAUUGUUUUGCCACCUUUUCCUGUUUGGAGUAGGAAAUUAGUUUUUGUGAUCUGUACUGUCACUUUAAAAUGUAUUCUGAUUUUAAAGAGCACUUUAAGCAAGUGAAUUUUAUUUGUUUUGCUGAAAUAGUGCUUCCUUUUUUUUUUUAAUCUCAGGUGCAAAUUUAGCUGCAAUAAAUGUGAAAUCCUCUCUGGAAGUGAAAGAGGUUAUUACAAAAUCUGGUUAAAUAACUGUGACAUUUAACUCUGUUUGUGUGUUUCUCUGUUUCAUGUGAAAAGAUUUAGUUUUACAAUUUCAUUUUAUUAUGUUUUAUAUGGAGCUCUGAGCAUUCCCAGAACAGAACAGAUUCCAAAAAGAAAAGUACGAACAAUAACAGAAUAUUUAAUAAUAAUAUUCACUGGCUAUUUAUUAAUAUACAAAACAGCCGUGUACUUAACAUAACUGCCUCAUUUGUUAAUUUUAAAAAUUGUCUUUUUUUUUUUUUGUGUGUGUCUUACAAAAUAUGUAUUUUUACAUGUAUUUUCUAUUUAAUUUCUGUGUGUACUUUAAUACUAUAGCGUUAUAUAUUUUUGUUUCAUAUCAAAAUGUUGAAAACAUAAAGAAGUACUGCUAUAUUUUUACCAAUUUGAUAACCUUAUUAUUUUUAUAUGGGGAAUGCACAAUAAGUUUUGUAUAAAGCUAGAACUGUAAAUGAUUAUGUAACUGCCUUGUCACAUUAACUGUAGCAAUGUGACAAGUUGUUGAUUAAUCUUAUUGACAACUUUGUGUUUACUCCGGAAGAGCAUGGAAAUGUUGUUGGCGUGUCAAUGUUAUUUAAUACAAAGAAAUAAAUGUACCUAAUUUUUAAGUUUUA
Messenger RNA from Xenopus laevis (African clawed frog), 2275 nucleotides. It is a transcript of the gene mknk1.S, whose product is annotated as MAP kinase interacting serine/threonine kinase 1 S homeolog. Gene Ontology annotation, molecular function: protein serine kinase activity; kinase activity; transferase activity. Bases 165 to 1421 code for a protein of 418 amino acids. NCBI's taxonomy places the organism in Eukaryota, Metazoa, Chordata, Amphibia, Anura, Pipidae. The record is from RefSeq and is a predicted model, not a curated record. The transcript is spliced from 12 exons.